CUGUCCCUGUACGCUUCCGGUCGUACCACCGGUAUCGUCCUGGACUCGGGAGACGGUGUCUCUCACACCGUGCCCAUCUACGAAGGCUACGCCCUUCCUCACGCCAUCCUCCGUCUGGACUUGGCCGGUCGCGAUUUGACCGACUACCUCAUGAAGAUCCUCACCGAAAGAGGCUACAGCUUCACCACCACCGCCGAGCGAGAAAUCGUCCGUGACAUCAAAGAGAAACUUUGCUACGUCGCUCUGGACUUCGAACAGGAAAUGGCCACCGCGGCCGCCAGCACCUCCCUCGAGAAGAGCUACGAGUUGCCCGAUGGACAGGUCAUCACCAUCGGUAACGAGAGGUUCCGUUGCCCUGAGGCUCUGUUCCAACCGUCCUUCCUGGGUAUGGAAUCCUGCGGUAUCCACGAGACCGUGUACAACUCCAUCAUGAAGUGCGACGUCGACAUCCGUAAGGAUCUGUACGCCA
Molecule: messenger RNA, 469 nt
Organism: Apis dorsata (giant honeybee)
Lineage: Eukaryota; Metazoa; Arthropoda; Insecta; Hymenoptera; Apidae
Product: actin-like
Exons: 1
Biological process (GO): mitotic cytokinesis
Source: RefSeq, a predicted model, not a curated record